Messenger RNA from Penicillium riverlandense, 1014 nucleotides. Its product is annotated as mitochondrial 54S ribosomal protein uL22m. Gene Ontology annotation, biological process: translation; ribosome assembly. The record is from RefSeq and is a predicted model, not a curated record. The transcript has 2 exons. The coding region runs from base 1 to 1014 and encodes 337 amino acids. NCBI's taxonomy places the organism in Eukaryota, Fungi, Ascomycota, Eurotiomycetes, Eurotiales, Aspergillaceae. Gene Ontology annotation, cellular component: ribosome; mitochondrial large ribosomal subunit. Gene Ontology annotation, molecular function: structural constituent of ribosome.
AUGGGCUCGGUCUCUCCAUAUGGACUGCUGGUCCGAUCUGCUCGGACAGGCGUCUCCUUCGUCCCUCGCCGGACAUUAGCGUCGACUGCCAUUCGCCGCGCACAAGAUGACUCCAAUAACAAAAAGGGAGGAUUCCUCUCCUCGAUGAAAAACCUAUUCCUGGGCGGCGACAAACAGGACCACACGGUCAUCAACACCCAGCAAGCGCCCACAAGAGAGAAAGGCGGCCUGGGUGCCGACUCGAUCUUCGCACAGGAAAUGAACAAGACCUCAGGAGCCACGCCUACCCGCCAGAAGAAGGAAGCGCAGGAACUGGGACAAGAAGAGAAGAAAUACCUGGAGUCGCGGCAGCUGUCAAACCUCCAAGCGGCACUCAACCCGGUCCCGAAAAGCAUGAGGCGGUGGCAGACGAAGAUGGUCGUUCGCGAGAUCCGAAAGCGCGGCCGUGUGCCACGAGUUGUGCAGAUCAAACGCACAGAACGCGAGGAGCUGGUCAAGUCGCAUUGGUUCAAGACCUCGGUGAAGAAGCUGGGUCCGCUGGCCCGUCAGAUCGCUGGCAAGAACAUCGAUGAGGCCAUCUUGCAGAUGCGCUUCAGUAAGAAGAAGGCCGCCAAGGAUGUGCUCGAGCAUCUGGAGCAUGCGAAGAACGUCGCCGUCGUUCGUUCCGGUAUGGGCUUGGGGGUGGCGCAAGAAUCGGAACCGUUCCAACCCACCACAGUCACCCUCCCGGACGGCACAAAGAAGAAGAUCACCGACCCAACAUCCAUCUACAUCGAGCAGGCGUGGGUCAACCGUGGUCCCUAUGGCGAGCAGAUGGAGCACCGUGCCCGAGGCAGAAUCAACCGGCUCCGCCCUCCAGCAACGGGCAUUUCCGUCCUCCUGAAGGAGGAGAAGACCCGCAUCCGCGAGUGGCAGGACCGCGAGGCUACCGCGUUGCGGCAGCGGAAAGAGCAGCUCUGGACCCAGCUGCCAGACCGGAAGAUCUCUGCCCAGAACCAGUACUACAGCUGGUAA